Molecule: messenger RNA, 1509 nt
Organism: Andrographis paniculata
Lineage: Eukaryota; Viridiplantae; Streptophyta; Magnoliopsida; Lamiales; Acanthaceae
Product: homeobox-leucine zipper protein HAT4-like
Exons: 4
Coding region: 272-1189 (305 amino acids)
Biological process (GO): regulation of DNA-templated transcription
Cellular component (GO): nucleus
Molecular function (GO): sequence-specific DNA binding; DNA-binding transcription factor activity, RNA polymerase II-specific
Source: RefSeq, a predicted model, not a curated record
CACAACACAACACACAGUACUAGCAUUGCAGCACAUGUAGGUCCUGACCAGACCUGUCCUGCCCAGACCUCCUCCUUCCUCUCUACCAUCUUUCUUGCAUCAAUAGGUCUAAGGAAAAAGGCUGUAACUCCUCUGCCAAAGAAAAAGACCGCCCCAUUUCUCCUCAUUCUGUCCCCUCUUCUUUCCGCUUGCUGCAAUCAAUCUCUUUAUAAAUCUCCCCCAACUCCAAAUCUGAACCUCGCUUUUGGUUCAAUUCCAUUUCCGAGAAAAUAUGGCGGACAGAGAUGUCGAAUUAGGGCUUAGUUUGAGCCUCAGAAUGCCGGAGAACAACAAGACGCAGAAUCCUCCGCCGUCGGCGUCCGCGCCGGCGGUGGCGACGGCGGCUUCGCAGUUUCCUUUGAACUUUUUCAGGUCGCCUAUGCCGUAUCUGCAGCAGCUGAAUAGUAAAUCUUCAACCGCCGAUGCUUUCAAGGCUACUGCUGAUCGGAAUGCGGAGACUAGAUCGGUGUUCCGAGGAAUCGACGUGAACCGUGCGAUUCCGUUGAUCGAUGUCGACGAGGAAGCAAUGGUUUCGUCGCCGAACAGCACGGUGUCGAGUCUGAGCGGGAAGAGGAGCGAGAGGGAAGAGAACGACGGCGAGAGAGCCUCGAGUUCUCUGGAGAUCGACGACGACGGCGACGCGGCGGCGCGUAAGAAGCUCCGCCUCUCCAAGGAGCAGGCGGCGGUGCUCGAAGAGACCUUCAAGGAGCAGAACACGCUGAAUCCGAAGCAAAAAAUGGCGCUGGCGAGACAACUGAAUCUGAGGCCCAGGCAGGUGGAGGUCUGGUUCCAAAACAGAAGGGCUAGGACAAAGCUGAAGCAAACGGAGGUCGACUGCGAGUAUCUCCGGCGGUGCUGCGAGAAUCUGACGGAGGAGAAUCGGCGUCUGCAGAAGGAGGUGUCGGAGCUCCGGGCCUUGAAGAUGUCGCCGCAGUUUUACAUGAACAUGAGCCCUCCGACAACCUUAACCAUGUGUCCCCAGUGCGAGCGUGUGGCGGUCUCCUCGUCUUCCACGGCGACCGCCGCCGCCGUUAACGGCGGUCGCCAGUCAUCGUCUCACCUCCACCUCCACCACCACCAGCAGCGGCCGGCGGGAGUUCCCGCCAAUUCGUGGGCGGCGGUGGACCCCCUCCGGCCGGCCAGGUCCUGAAGGGAGGUGGUUGGUGAGGGUAUUUUGUGUAAUUCACAGUGGUGUCUUAUAUGGUUUUGUUGAUGAUGAAAAAAACAACUAAAGGAGGGCUUGUAAAGUGGUGUGUAGGUGUUUCUUAAUUUCUUGUAUUGUUUGUGUUGAUAGAGAAUCAUCUCAUCUCUCUCAUCUCAUCACUAGGGACUGACUGACUGAUCAAUCCAUCAUGAAUAUAUGAUGAUAUAUAUAUCUAUAUAUAAUCUGACAUGUCUUGGAUCAUUUUCUGCUCUGAUUAAUUUGUGAAUUAUAAGAUCCAAUGGAGAUAUAUAUCAUUUUUUUUAUUA